Messenger RNA from Mycena indigotica, 375 nucleotides. RefSeq lists its product as uncharacterized. The record is from RefSeq and is a predicted model, not a curated record. The coding region runs from base 1 to 375 and encodes 124 amino acids. The transcript is spliced from 5 exons. Lineage: Eukaryota; Fungi; Basidiomycota; Agaricomycetes; Agaricales; Mycenaceae.
AUGACGCUAAAGCGGAGGCGAUUUAACUAUGCAAACUUGGGUCCGUGGACACGAAAGAGUAGAGGGGAGAAACAAUGGCGCUAUAACAUGCUUGAUCUUCGAGCGGUCGCCUAUACAAACUUGGCAUUGGCGGAAGGUCUGCCAGGAGGGAGCGGGGGAAUUAUAAUGACGCUGCAACCAGACGACGAUGAAGCUCGGGUCGAGCUCGAAUUCUGUGUACAUGGUGAGCGGGGGCUGGAGAAGAACGACGAGCACAACAGCAUCAUCACGACACCAUGGUUGACAUGGAGGUGGGAGUCGACGACGACGACGAUGAGGCGGGCACGUGCAGUUGGUGGAUGGGAGGAGGGAAAGAGUGACGGGCGCGAAGCCUGA